AUGUCGGAGAUCCCGUCAUCAAGCCGCGCCGAUGAGGUGCAAAAUCUCUUGAAAGCCGUCGAAGAUCUCCUCAUUCCCUUUAUCCGAGCUGCCGACGAGCCGACAGUCAUCCCGCAAAAAAUUGGUACCAACGGCACCAAUGGCACCAAUGGUACGAACGGUGCAAACGGGCACUCAUAUGGAGCAUCUCUGGUUGACUAUCGAAAGCCUGAGGAGCUCCGAGAUAUCCUUCAACUCGAGAUCCCAGAAAAAGGUCGACAGCAAGACGGUCUGAUCGAAGUGUUGCAGAAGGUCCUGAAAUACUCGGUCAACACCUGGCACCAGGGAUUUUUGGACAAGCUAUAUGCCUCGACAAAUGCCCCCCGGUUCUCGCCCGCGCUGACGGUCGUCGAGAAAUAUACCAGUCAGCGACUCGCGACUCUUUUCGGAUUGAACGGACCACGCGCUGGUGGAAUCUCGGUGCAGGGUGGCUCGGCUUCUAAUACUACAUCCAUCGUUAUUGCACGCAACAAUCUCUAUCCUAGCACCAAGGAGGACGGUAACGGCGGUUACAAGUUCGUGCUGUUCACCAGCGCCCAUGGCCAUUACAGUGUGGAGAAGGCCGCACAGAUGCUUGGAUUUGGAAGCCGAGCUGUCUGGGCUGUGCCGAUCGACAAGUAUGGCCGCAUGAUUCCUGCAGAAUUGGAGAAGCUGGUUCAGAAGGCUCAAAGUGAGGGACGAACCCCAUUCUAUGUGAAUGCAACAGCUGGAACGACAGUAAUGGGUUCUUUUGAUCCAUUUGAGGAAAUUGCAGCAAUCUGUCAAAAGUAUAACUUAUGGUUCCAUAUUGACGGGUCUUGGGGUGGCUCGUUUGUUUUCUCACAGCGACAGAGGUAUAAGCUGGCUGGCUCCGAGAAAGCAAACAGUAUUGCGAUCAACCCACACAAAAUGCUCGGAGUUCCGGUGACAUGUUCGUUCCUUCUGGCAUCCGAUAUGCGCCAGUUUCAUAAAGCAAACACGCUUCCCGCGGGAUACCUCUUCCACAAUGCGGAUACCGAAGCCACCGCAAAUGGGAAUGGGCACGACGCGGAAUUAGAUGUGGACUCCCCCGAAGUCUGGGACUUGGCAGACCUAACUUUGCAGUGUGGUCGUCGUGCCGAUUCUUUGAAGCUAUUCCUGGGCUGGACAUACUACGGAUCCGAAGGCUAUGAGCAGCAAAUUGAUACUGCUUGCGAUAUUGCCGCUCACCUGGCAAACCUUGUCUCGAAGAACCCGAACUUCAUUCUCGUCAGCGAGAAUGCGCCGCCGUGCUUGCAAGUUUGUUUCUACUAUGCUCCUGGCAAGAAGUUCGUAUACUCGCGGGAAUCAGACAUCGUUUCGAACGAAGAGCUGCGGGGCAAGAAUAACAGUAAGGUCACCGAGCAGAUUACACACGCCAUUGUCCCCAAGGGCUUCAUGGUGGAUUUCGCGCCUCCUAGUGGGGACGAGAAUGCUGUUGGAAGUGGCAAGUUCUUCCGAUGCGUCGUCAAUGUCACCACCAGCAAAGAGACGGUGGAGUCUCUCGUACGUGCCAUUGAGGAAGUUGGGCAAGGUAUUGUCGAGUCCUUGAAGGUGACUACGCCAGUUGUUCCUCUGAAGCGACUGGUUGAACAUGGACAUGGGCCUGUUGUUCACCACACUUGA
This is a messenger RNA of Penicillium cosmopolitanum, 1662 nucleotides long. RefSeq names its product pyridoxal phosphate-dependent decarboxylase family protein. The record is from RefSeq and is a predicted model, not a curated record. Gene Ontology annotation, biological process: carboxylic acid metabolic process. Gene Ontology annotation, molecular function: carboxy-lyase activity; pyridoxal phosphate binding. Gene Ontology annotation, cellular component: cytoplasm. NCBI's taxonomy places the organism in Eukaryota, Fungi, Ascomycota, Eurotiomycetes, Eurotiales, Aspergillaceae. The transcript is spliced from 3 exons. The coding region runs from base 1 to 1662 and encodes 553 amino acids.